Molecule: messenger RNA, 2732 nt
Organism: Cynoglossus semilaevis (tongue sole)
Lineage: Eukaryota; Metazoa; Chordata; Actinopteri; Pleuronectiformes; Cynoglossidae
Product: aquaporin-11-like
Exons: 3
Coding region: 237-1061 (274 amino acids)
Cellular component (GO): cytoplasm
Molecular function (GO): channel activity
Source: RefSeq, a predicted model, not a curated record
CUCGAAAAUAUAUAACCUGUGAAUUGUGUAUCGGUGAACCUCCCUGUGGCCCUCAUUAUUUCCCUAGUUGGAUUUGACUGGCGCGCUUUUAUUUUGAAGGCUGGCCCUGCCCCGUUUCCGUCUGGGUAGUAUUUGACAGAGGAGAGUUUUAAAGUAAAGUUCAGUCACUCGUGAAACAGCAGCGAGUUUGUCCUUCGGGUCACUCCGUCUCUCUGUCGCUGAACAGCCGCAGAACAAUGAUCGACCUGUGGAUCUCUCUGUCGGUGCUGGUCGCCGCGGUUCUUCUGAGUGAAGCCACGCGUCGCAUCACGUCUCGGCUGUUCGCCAGAGCCUCCUGGCUUUACUUGCUGGAAGCAGCGUCCACUUUCCAGCUGUGUUGCUGCUCCCAGGAGCUCAAACUGCUGGCAGAAAAGGCCAACCUGAAACCACAGCCGCUGAUCGCACUCACUCUCACCUACACAAUCACCGUCGUCCACCUCACUACUUUCCGGGGAGCAGCUUGUAACCCGGUCGGGGUUCUGGACCGGGUGUACCGGGGUAUCAUUUCGGGUAGGGCUGCUGUCGUCCUCAUCGCCUGUCAGUUCUCUGCCGCGUUGGCCUCGCAGUUUUUCGCAGCCUCCGUGUGGUCGCUGGGUCUCUCCGACGUCCACGUCCGGCAGCAGAAGUUUGGGACUAGGUGUUUCGAUCCAGUGGGUGGGACGCUGCUGGAAGCCGCGGCAGCAGAGCUGGUGGGCGCCUUCAUUAUGCAAGCCGUGGUGCUGAAUCUCCACAAAGUGGACGCGAAACUUCGAGUGUUCUGCAUUGCUACUCUCAUCACUACUCUGAGCUACGCAGUUGGCAGUAUUUCAGGGUCUGUUUUGAACCCUGUCUUAGCCUUCGCCAUCCAGUUCCCCUGCAGUGGGCACACCUAUCUGGAAUACUGCUUUGUCUACUGGCUAGGACCAGCUUCAGGUGUUGCGAGCUGCGUCCUGCUAGUGGACAAGAUACUUCCGUUCCUGUCUGGUAAAAGCAGCGUCGGACAGGACGUCGCUACAGCUGCGCACAAAUCCAAGAUGCAGUAACCGGGAACCAAGGUUUUAGUCCCCUCCUGUGAAUCAUUCCAGUUCAGCUGAUGAAGAGGAUUUAAGGGUUUAAAAGGCUGCAGUUUGAAGCUACAGCUGUUUUCUGUUGUGCAGGUCGAAAACUACAAACAUUGAAGAUUUGCUUAAAGAAAAAAAAAACAGGCCUGCAAACACACACUCACAUAGGAAAACACUCACAGCUACUAUUUAAAUGUUUGCUCCUGGUGUCAGGAGUUUGACAAACUCUCCCACACACCAAUGUCAAUAGAUGAAAAUGUUUAAUUAAAACCCCGCCCCAAGACGUGACAGGUUCUACUCUGCUGAUGCCUUUGUUUUAGGUUAAGUUCAGUUAAUUAAAGUAUAACAAAUCAUUUCAGAUGACAGUCAAUGAAUGACACAUUAAUAUUUACAAAUAUUGGCAGCAGUGGCUCAGAAACACCUACAGUCUACAGUUACGUUAAAUCCCUUAUUUUCUCUAUGGACUUUGGUACUGUGAAUGAACAGUCUACAGACUGAGACAAACUUCUGUUUAAAUGUGAAAGAAAAACUCAGGUGUUAUUUAUGUGGUGUUUAUUCAUUUGACGUGAUGUUUGUAAUAAAGACGAUCUGAAACCAAGUGAGCUUUAACAACUCACGGCUUCACUUCUACAAGAUCGUCAUCUUUAGUCUAUAGUCUGUGGUUAACGCCAGAUCUGACGCCUGUCUCACUGCAGCAACCUCAAAAGCAAAAUCAGGUAUUUCAUGUAGCAUAGUACUUGUAAUAAUAUUUUGGGCAUUUAAACAGACGUGCUGUUCUUCCAAACACUAAACACAAACCUUAUUUAAUAACAUCCAACAACUUUCUUCCUCAUGCUAAGACUUUGUCUUAACUAAGCACAACUUAAGAAAUCAAAGGCUGAAGACCAGGGAAAUACACCUUACAGCCUUCUUGACCUGAAAAUGAUCAGUGUCAAUGUGAAAUUUCAUAGGGACCAUUAAGUUUUAAGAAAUCUCAGUCCCAGACGGGAUUGAUUGGAACAAAAUAAAUAUAAUAAUGAAAAAAGUACUUUUAUUUCAUAUAUUUCCAUACGUGUCUGUGAUGUUCAUGGAACUUUUUUUCUGCACAUUUUUGCACACACUUAUGUGAAUAGUUGCGAAAAGACAUUUAACAGUUUUAUUUGACCAGCAACAGGCCAAGGACUAAACACUAAAACCUCACAAACAAAGACAACUGUGUUAUUGACUGUGUAACUGUCAUAUCACUAACAGCUUCAAGCCUAAAAUUGGAGCAAACACUUGUUUUCCACCUCUUUCUGUGCAUUUCAUGUGUAAAUACCAGAUUAAAAAUUAUGACAUAACUGUUUCAACUGGGUUGUUAAGGGUUUUUUUAUUUAUUUAUUUUUUCUUUUGUGCAGUGUUUGAGGUUCAAAAUAUCAGCUGGUACAUGAAAUCUGUUCUUUAUUCUCUGCAUUAGUUUCCUCAACAUUUUCUUGUUUUCUGUUUCUCUGUAUGACACUUGAUAAGUUCCUUACAUCCAUUACAUUGUAAUGUAAUGUAAUGUUUGUUGAUAAUUAAUUUUAGAAGUGUUAUACAAAAUAGAUAUGACUGUUUAUUCUACUCAGUUGGACAUUUGUUGCAAUACAAAUCUGGCUGUAUGUGACCGAUAUAUAUUAAAAAUCAAGUUUGAAUUUA